Dryobates pubescens (Downy woodpecker) is the source of this 1147-nucleotide messenger RNA. It is a transcript of the gene LETMD1, whose product is annotated as LETM1 domain containing 1. The transcript has 9 exons. Bases 1 to 1029 code for a protein of 342 amino acids. Gene Ontology annotation, molecular function: ribosome binding. Lineage: Eukaryota; Metazoa; Chordata; Aves; Piciformes; Picidae. Gene Ontology annotation, cellular component: mitochondrial inner membrane. Gene Ontology annotation, biological process: intracellular monoatomic cation homeostasis. The record is from RefSeq and is a predicted model, not a curated record.
AUGGCGCUGGCCAGGGCUGGCUGCGGCUGGGGGCUGCGGCGCCUCAGCCCUGCCCGGGGGACGCUCAGGUCCCCUGGCUGCUGCCUCUCCACCAGAGCUGGCUCCAGGUCCCUCCUGGCUGCUGUGGCCUCGAAGGUGAAGCAGCUGAACAGCAGCUAUGAGAGGUUCCUGGAGAGGACCUGCCCCAGGUUCUACCUGCUCCAUGCCACCUUCACCAGAGGGGUCCAGGCUCUCUUCCUGGAGGCCAGGGAGGUCAGGAGGAUCAAAGCCAGGAUGGCUCAGCAGCAGCUCAGCAGCCAGCAGCUGCCCUACCGCGAGCAGGAGAGGCUGCGGCAGUUCCGCAGGGACCUGCUGAAGGCCACGCCCGCGCUGCUCAUCGCCCUUCCUCCCUUCGCCAACUUCCUGCUGCUGCUGCUGAUGUACCUCUUCCCCAGGCAGAUUCUCAUCAGGCACUUCUGGACCCCUGCCCAGCAGCUGCAGUUCCUGGAUGCCAACCACGCCAGGCGCCGCCGCAGCUACCCCCUGGUGCUCUCCAGCCUGGCCCUGGCAGCCUCCUCCCUGCCUGAGCCUCGGCUCCAGGGCCUCCUGCAGCAGCUCUGUGCCCAGGUGCAGGGGGGCUGCCAGCCUCAGGUGGCAGAGCUCUGUGCCCUCAGGGCUCUCUUCUCAGGAUCUCCCCUGGGGCUGAACCAGCUGCAGGUCUCCCACGUGAGAGCCCUCAGCCAGGUGCUGUUCCUCACUCCCUACCUGCCGGGGGCGCUGCUGCGGCGCCGCCUGCGGAGCCACCUGCUGGAGAUCCUGCAGCUGGACAGAGCCCUGCGGCAGCUGGGGCUGGGGCAGCUGUCAGAGCAGGAGCUGCGAGCGGCUUGCUACCUGCGGGGCCUGGACUCGACGCACCUGGGGCUGGCGGAGUGCAGAGCCUGGAUGGAGCAGUGGCUGAGGCUGUCCUGCAGGCUGCAAGCCUCAGAAGCCUCUCUGCUGGCCAACAGCAUGGUGCUGCUGUCCCUCAACUACAGCCAGGCCAAGGCCUGAGCCCAGCCAGCAGCCUGGCAGCUGCCAGCCUGGUGCCACAGGAACCACCCCAGUCCUGGGCUGGCCAGAGGGGCCCCAGUGCUGCUGUGCCAGGGCCAGUGCCAGCCCUUCCCCUCUG